GCAGCGCGAGGGAUGGUGAAGGGCGGGGCCCCGGCCGGCGCCGUCAAGUAGGCCCGGGAACCGCCGGCGCUGCUGAGCCGGUGGGCGGCCGAGGGUCGGAACGCUCGGCGGGUGCUUGCUGGACCUCGGCCGGUGCCCGCGCGGCCGCGUUCCCGUGGCGCUGUCCGCCUUGGCCCGCCAUGCGCCUUCCGGUCCCGUCGCUGGGGGUGCUGCUGCUGCUGCUUCUGCCGCCGCCUCCCGGCGAGGCCACCAAGAAGCCGACGCCCUGUAAGCGCUGCCGGGAGCUGGUGGACAAGUUCAACCAGGGUAUGGUGGACACAGCAAAUAAGAACUUUGGAGGUGGAAACACAGCUUGGGAGGAAAAGACACUGUCCAAGUAUGAAUUCAGCGAGGUCCGCCUGCUGGAGAUCCUGGAGGGCCUGUGCGGGAGCAGCGACUUCGAGUGCAACCAGCUGGUGGAGGAGCACGAGGAGCGCCUGGAGGCCUGGUGGCUGCGGCUGAAGAAGAAGCAUCCUGACCUAUUUGAAUGGUUUUGUGUGAAAACACUGGAAGUCUGUUGUCCUCCGGGAACUUACGGGCCGGACUGCCUGGCGUGCCAGGGCGGGUCGGAGAGGCCCUGCAGCGGGAACGGCCACUGCAGCGGAGACGGCAGCAGGCAGGGGGACGGGUCCUGCCAGUGCCAUGCGGGCUACCAGGGGCCGCUGUGCACCGACUGCGUGGACGGCUACUUCAGCUCGCUGAGGAAUGCGACACACAGCGUCUGCUCAGCCUGUGACCAGUCCUGUAAGACGUGCACGGGCCCCACCCACAGGGACUGCGAGCAGUGCGAAGUGGGCUGGGUGCAGGAGGACGACGCCUGCGUGGACGUGGACGAGUGCGCGGCGGAGACGCCCCCCUGCGGCGACGGGCAGUACUGCGAGAACAGCCGCGGCGCGUUCACCUGCGAAGACUGUGAUGCCACCUGUGUGGGCUGCACGGGCAAGGGUCCCGAGGGGUGUAAGGAGUGCGUGCCCGGCUACUCCAAGGACAGCGGCCAGUGCACAGAUAUUGACGAGUGCUCGCUGGAAGAAAAGCCCUGUUCGCGGCAGAAUGAGAACUGCUACAACACGCCCGGCAGCUACGUCUGCGUGUGUCCCGAAGGCUUCGAGGAGACAGAGGAUGCCUGUGUGCAGACACGGCCCGCGGGGGACGAAGCGGCAGAAGAAAAUCCCACAGAGCUGCCCUCCCGCGAAGACCUGUGACGAGCACCCAGGACCGAAGCCACAUCUUCCCUCUAAGUUAUUCAGACUCAGGUCCCGGACACGCGCCCCUGUGGCUGCAGGGGGCCGUCAGGGGGACGCUGCCUUUUGAAACGGUUGAUGCUCAUGGGACCCUUAACAAAGCUGCAUUUCUUGGUUAUUCUUAAACAGAUUUGUAUAUUUUGAUACCGUCGUUUAUAAUAAAAUUGGCCACUGAAGGUAGUCAGGCAGAGA
Sus scrofa (pig) is the source of this 1472-nucleotide messenger RNA. It is a transcript of the gene CRELD2, whose product is annotated as cysteine rich with EGF like domains 2. Lineage: Eukaryota; Metazoa; Chordata; Mammalia; Artiodactyla; Suidae. The record is from RefSeq and is a predicted model, not a curated record. Gene Ontology annotation, molecular function: calcium ion binding.